AUGUCCCCCGUUGCGACCGACUUCCCUGUGCUUGCGGGCUUGCUUUCCUCGAACGCUCAGUGGGCAGAGGACAUUAACGGCAAGAAUCCCGACUUCUUCCCCUGCACUGCCAAUGGACAAGCGCCAAAGAUCUUGUGGAUUGGCUGCGGCGAUUCUCGAGUGCCAGAGUCAGUCAUCACUGCAUCCGAGCCGGGCACGAUUUUCGUGCACCGCAACAUCGCAAACCUCUUCCACUUGCACGACGAUAAUGCCCAGGCCGUCCUGGAGUUCGCGGUCCAGGACCUCAAAGUCGAACAUAUUCUGGUCGUCGGGCACAGCAACUGCGGCGGCGUGCAAGCCUGCAUUAAUGCAGCCGCCGCGCCCGUUGAAGCGGACGCGCCUGAGGCUACCCCCUACGACUGUCCGGCCGGCUCGAACGCGCCGCUCAAUCGGUGGCUCGUUCCCCUCGUGGAGCUCGUGCGCGCCACGCAGGUCCCAGAGGGCCGGGACGCCCUUGAUUUCUUCAUAGAGGAAAGUGUUAAGGCGCAGAUCGCCAACGUCUGCAAGACCGAGACGAUCUUCGCGAACUGGGCCAAUCGUAGCUUGGAAAAGAAAGUGUAUGUGCAUGGCAUGGUAUAUGAUCUCGGGACUGGGAGACUCAAGGACCUGGGCGUUUCUCGAGGAUCCGAGUCCCUCGAAGUCUGA
Gloeophyllum trabeum ATCC 11539 is the source of this 684-nucleotide messenger RNA. Its product is annotated as carbonic anhydrase. The coding region runs from base 1 to 684 and encodes 227 amino acids. The transcript has 4 exons. Gene Ontology annotation, molecular function: zinc ion binding; carbonate dehydratase activity. Lineage: Eukaryota; Fungi; Basidiomycota; Agaricomycetes; Gloeophyllales; Gloeophyllaceae. The record is from RefSeq and is a predicted model, not a curated record. Gene Ontology annotation, biological process: cellular response to oxidative stress; cellular response to carbon dioxide; carbon utilization.